AUGAAUGACGACUACUUUGCCAACAAACAGCGCAACAUUGUCAAAAGGUCAGCAAGGUGUACUACUCGCAACACCUGGUAUCGGUAUGGUAAUAACUUUUACAUCUUUGUUCAAAGAGGCGUAAACUGGGUUGUAGCACAGAGAAUCUGUGUGAGCGCUGGUGGAAGUCUUGUAUCCCUACGGAGUGCAGGGGAGGAAAAUUUCGUUAAGCGUUUGACAAAGAACAGACCAGCAUGGAUCGGACUCUCUGAUGCACAGAAGCCAGGUCAGUGGUUUUGGAAAGGUGGUACAUGUUACCGCUAUACCAAUUGGUGUCGUGGAGAGCCUUCUAACAACGCAAAGGAGGCCUGCGCAGUGAUGAACGUAUCAAGUGCAAAGUGCUAGUAUGACGUCCCCUGCACAGACAAUCUGUAUUUUGUCUGUGCCAGGAGAGUUCGUUAGUUUCUGAGUGAACAGAGAUGCAUAAACCUGCAAAACACUCAGCGAUGUGUGUUUGUGUCCAAAGUUUAUGCACUCAUCAGUCUUCGUCAUCAGUCUCAUAUAUAAGCUGUUGACCUGACAUUUUAAAUCAAAUUUAAAUUUCUUUUCUUUUCCUUGCUGUAGCCCUACCCAAGGAAAGAAGUGACAAAUAAAAUGUUAACAGUAGGUGGACUGCUUUUAGGACCCUGUGUCUCAUAAAGAGCAGGUUGAAAGGUUAUGAAAAGACACUUUUGGCACAACUU
This is a messenger RNA of Sphaeramia orbicularis (orbiculate cardinalfish), 722 nucleotides long. Its product is annotated as galactose-specific lectin nattectin-like. Bases 1 to 384 code for a protein of 127 amino acids. The transcript has 5 exons. The record is from RefSeq and is a predicted model, not a curated record. NCBI's taxonomy places the organism in Eukaryota, Metazoa, Chordata, Actinopteri, Kurtiformes, Apogonidae.